Molecule: messenger RNA, 660 nt
Organism: Chaetomium globosum CBS 148.51
Lineage: Eukaryota; Fungi; Ascomycota; Sordariomycetes; Sordariales; Chaetomiaceae
Exons: 3
Coding region: 1-660 (219 amino acids)
Source: RefSeq, a predicted model, not a curated record
AUGGACGAGUUCCCACGCGACAAUGCCCUGGGCAGCUUCGAGGACCUGCUCCAGCGACUGGAGGAUCUCGAUCAUGACUCUCCCCGUGAGCCCUUCGGAGGCAUGGCUUUCGAGGUUUCACCUACGCAAUAUCUCACACUUCUACAGGCGGAACCCCGCGGCGACCCUGAUACGUCCGACUACAGCUGCGGUGUGGUAGUCUUCUGCCUGGAUGUGUUCUACGCCUGUGGCCUGGAUGGUGCUAGCAAGACAGCUAGCGCCCUGGACCGCUCCGCCCUCAGCAUGUGGAUCCGAGAUAAGAACGGUGGCAUCCAGACGGAACGGUGGCAUCCAGACGGUCAUGGACUAGGUGCCUUUGUCCGACGAGGCCGCAAGCAUCGACAUCUACGCCUCGGAUUUGCUUCCUGGGCACAUUCUACCCGCAGAAUUCACCCGCACAGCGUUCUCCAGGAGGCUUGUGAGACCCAACUAGCGGCGGAUAUCAAUGCCGCUCAGAAGGCUAUGAAGCCCAGAAAGCCCAAGGCGAAGGGGCCCUCGGGCGAAAUCGGGCGGCUCAAGGAAGAGCUAAGGAAGAGCUACAGAAGAUGGACCAACUGCGCCAUGAUUUGGAGCAGCAGUUGGCCAAGAAGGACCGGGAGCUGCGGCGCGCGAACCGUCUGA